Molecule: messenger RNA, 5727 nt
Organism: Pipra filicauda (Wire-tailed manakin)
Lineage: Eukaryota; Metazoa; Chordata; Aves; Passeriformes; Pipridae
Gene: ACADS
Product: acyl-CoA dehydrogenase short chain
Exons: 13
Coding region: 20-1813 (597 amino acids)
Biological process (GO): butyrate catabolic process; fatty acid beta-oxidation using acyl-CoA dehydrogenase
Cellular component (GO): mitochondrion
Molecular function (GO): flavin adenine dinucleotide binding
Source: RefSeq, a predicted model, not a curated record
GGCCAUCUUGGCGGCGGCCAUGAGCGGCUCCAGGGCGCGGGCGGCGGCGGCGGCGGGGCCGGACAAGAAGCCGCCGCCGGGAUCCGCGGGGCCGCUGAGCCGCCUGCGGGGCCGCCGCGGAUCGGCCGACGCGGCGCCGCGGCCGCCCUGGACCGAGUCCGAGUUGCUGGCGCUGGAGACCGUCCGGCCCGAGCACGUCCUGGGGCUGUGCCGGGUGACGGAGAAUUAUUUAUGCAAACCUGAGGACAACAUUUACAACAUUGACUUCACCAGGUUUAAGAUCCGGGACCUUGAAACUGGAACAGUGCUGUUUGAAAUUGCAAAGCCGUCUGCCUCAGAGCACGAUGAGGAGGAUGAGGAGGACAGCAGUGAACUGGACGCGAGUGCAGGUCGCUUUGUUCGGUACCAGUUCACCCCAGCGUUCCUCCGGCUUCGGACCGUUGGUGCAACAGUGGAAUUCACAGUGGGAGAAAAGCCGGUGUCAAACUUCCGAAUGAUUGAGAGGCAUUACUUCCGAGAUCGUCUGCUGAAGAACUUUGACUUUGAUUUUGGCUUCUGCAUCCCCAGUAGCAGGAACACAUGUGAACACAUCUAUGAAUUCCCUCAGCUCUCAGAAGACCUUACGCUGUCCCUGCGGUGCCGCCGCCUGCACACCGUGUACCAGAGCGCGGAGCUGCCCGAGACGCACCAGAUGCUGCGGGAGACCGUGCGGGACUUCGCUGAAAAGGAGCUGAUGCCACUGGCAGCGCAGCUGGACAAGGAGCACCGCUUCCCGGCCGAGCAGGUGAAGAAGAUGGGUAGCCUAGGGCUGCUGGCUAUGGAUGUGCCAGAGAAGUACAAAGGAGCAGGCCUGGACUACCUGGCCUAUUCCAUUGCCGUGGAGGAGAUCAGCAGGGGCUGCGCCUCCACGGGCGUCAUCGUCAGCGUCAACAACUCCCUGUAUUUAGGGCCAAUACUCAAGUUUGGCUCCGAAGAGCAGAAGCACAAGUGGAUUGCUCCCUUCACCAGUGGAGAGAAAAUUGGAUGUUUUGCCCUCAGUGAACCAGGGAAUGGCAGCGACGCGGGCGCGGCCUCCACGGUGGCGCGGCUGGACGGGGACGAGUGGGUUCUGAACGGCACCAAGGCCUGGAUCACCAACGCCUGGGACGCCUCGGCCACUGUGGUGUUUGCCACGACAGACAAAUCCCUGAAGCACAAGGGCAUUAGUGCCUUCUUGGUUCCCAUGCCAACACCUGGGCUGUCACUGGGGAAGAAAGAAGACAAGCUGGGAAUCCGAGCCUCUUCCACUGCCAACCUGAUAUUUGAGGACUGCAGGAUACCCAAGGCCAACCUCCUGGGGCAGCCGGGAAUGGGCUUCAAAAUCGCCAUGCAAACUCUGGAUGGAGGAAGGAUUGGAAUUGCCUCACAGGCUCUUGGAAUAGCACAGGCAGCUCUGGACUGUGCUGUGGAUUAUGCUGAGAAGAGAAUGGCCUUUGGGUCGCCCAUCACAAAGCUCCAGGCAGUGCAGUUCAAGCUGGCAGACAUGGCUGUGGCCUUGGAGGGCGCCCGCCUGCUGACCUGGAGAGCUGCUAUGCUGAAGGACAACGGGAAGCCCUUCACUAAGGAAGCGGCCAUGGCCAAACUGGCUGCAUCAGAAGCUGCAACGGCCAUCGCUCAUCAGGCCAUCCAGAUCCUGGGUGGGAUGGGCUACGUGACGGAGAUGCCGGCGGAGCGGCACUACCGGGACGCCCGGAUCACCGAGAUCUACGAGGGGACCAGUGAGAUCCAGAGACUGGUGAUUGCAGGCCAACUGCUCAAGGCCUACCGAGGCUGAGGCAGCCAGGAGAGCCACACACUGCCCAAGUGCCUCGUAAUGGUGCUCAACAGUGAUCAAGUUUGACCCUCUUGGAUGAGGCCAGUGAUGGAGGUUUUCCUCACCAAUGAGUAACUGACCCUCAAUGUACAAUGUACUGACUCUUCCUUGGACAGUGGCUGGACUGAGGUUUGUAAGCUGUGAGUGCAGGAGGGAGGAGACAACCUGUGCUGGUAGGGCAGUGUGGGGCUUCUCCUGGAGCAUUGGAUGGGUUUGGUAGUGCCAAAACAGCUUUGGCUGUUCAGUGAAGUCAGCAGCUCUCCUUGUGCCCUUCCCAGCCAGUGCCUGUUUUGGAAAAUUUGUUACUACCAGGCACUGGAUAAACAGUGCCAGAGUUAGAGGUGCUGAGAGCUGUGACCCCUUCACCCCAAUCCAGGCUGUAGGUCACAGUGCCUUGAAUUUCAGGUGUGUUUGGGAGCUCCUAAUUGGACACAGCCUGUGUGGAGGUAAUCCUGCAGCAGGGCACUUCUUCCCUCUACCAGCAGGAGAGGAGCCAGACAGGACAUGCAGGAAUUACGUAUGCACAGAGGGACUGAGCACAGGCUGUGGUUACCCUCUGUGGACAUGUGAAAACAUAGAUCAGAAAGAAUCCCUUGAACUGGCCAGCAAAGCCCAGCACCUCCUCACUCUGCUGCUCUGGGAUGCAGGGAUAGAAGCAAAGGGCAAAAAAGCUGCAGUGCCUGAGACUUUUUUUUGUAAAAAAAAGGCCAAAGAAACCUCUGCUCCCAAAUGUGCUUCUACAAUAUGAAUAAGAAAGGAAGUGCCUGAAGGGGCAGUAACAGCCUUUAAAUCCCUUUUGGGCAACAAGGAGGAAAAGAGAUGACACACAAACCUUACCAGGAAGCUUUAGCAGUAGCACAUGUCCUCAAUCAAUGAUCUUUGUCAAGACAUUGCCUUUUAGAAGAUUCAACAGCCAUAGGAAAAACUCUAAACUCAGGAAAAGAUGGAGAGGAUUAAGACCUGGACUGUCUGGUCCAGCCCCUUGUCCAGAGGAGUACACUAGAGGUAAAUGGUUAUUUUCCUGUGGUGCCAUUUAUUUAGACUUGUGUGGAGAGAAGAAGAGCAGGAUUCUGCCAUACGUGAGAGAGCAGAGAAGACAAAUAAAACCAGACUUUGAAGGACCACCAGUCCCUCCCUCUUUUUUUUUAAUGCAAAUGUGAAUUAAUUUAGAUUAUUUUCUUCCAGUCACAAGACCCAGAAGCAGAAACCAGCAGGGCCCGUGUGUACCAGUGAGACCAGUUCUCAGUGAUGUCAGCCAUCCAUCCCUCUGCAGGGCGCUGGAGGGCAACAGCGUGUUGGGGCAAGGUCCUCAGGUGCUGAGCUUCUCCUGCUGCUCUCACAGACAUAAGGAUUGACAGAAACAGAGCCAGGCAAUGCAUUCAACAGGAAUAGUCCUAUUGGAAAACCAUUCCCAUGACUGUGACUGUGAUUCUGUUGUACAUUAUGGACACCUUGUAGGAGAGAGACGCUUUUGUAGCUUGAUUUUAUCCUGUGUCACCAUUUUGACUGCUGAAGGCUCACGUCUAUGACUGUGGGAGGAAGUGUGAUAUUAUUUUGCACUAAUUUCUCCUUGCAGCCACUCAGCUACAACAGGAGCAGCAGGGAUGUGAAGACUCUUAAGAAUGCAGAGUCCCUGCUCGGUGCUCAUCUGCACUGACCUCGUAUGCCGAGGUCACUGGAAUCCCGGUGACCCAGCACAGUCAGUCACACUCCUGCCACCAGGCUGCCCUGUUCCCCUCUCAUCCAGCUGCUUCUCUCAGAUCCCCUUGCUGGCUGUCAGCAGUUGCCUCCCUCAUUACCAGCUCUAAUUGGCUGCAGCUUCUCUCCAGAGCAGAAGGAAACUGCCCCUGUACACACCCCAUGGUGACAGUGACCACCUCGGCUGACACAGAACACCUGGAGAACCUACAACCCUGAGGGACCAAAUCCCUUGUGGGCAGAGAAUAUUGGGGGGGGAGCAUCAAGUAAGGGCCUGUUCUUGGAAGAGCCCUGCUGCUGUGCCUGUGGGCAGAACCUGCUUUUGGGAAUGCCUGGAUGCAAUACCUUCCCUGCUGCCACAGGGGCAGAGAGAGCUCAGUGACCUGUGACACUGCACUGGUCACAGCAGUGCUCUGGGGUAAACAGCACACUUACACAGAAAGGCCCAGAGCUCCCAGAGCAAAGCCAUGGCUUUUCUCAGAGCAAGAUACUACAAGCUUACUCCACUGCUGCUGGCUGAGAGAACUCUCUGCUGCCUGUGCCUCUGCUCCUCAGGGCUCCUGCAAAGGAACUGCUGAACGUGCAAAACACAAACGAGUUCUGCAGCAUUAAAUGAGGAGCUGUUACCCAGCCACCCCCAGACAGCACCAUCCCAGCCAGGUGUGGGCAGGGCUGGCUCUCCUUGGGAAGAAGGGGCUGUUGCAGGGGAAGCCGGAACUUUUUAUCACUUUACAAACUCGGCCAACAUCGCAGAGUUGGGGCACCGAGAUGGGAAAAUCAGGUCAUACAUAAAUUAGAAACAAUUAAGGGGAAGGAGAUAAGCCACUUCUCCAGGACAAAACAGCACUUCUCAAGGACACUGUGGUUUUUGCCCCACGGUGCUCUAAGUGUACAUGAAACUGGUUACGAGGCAGAUUGCUGGGGAUGAAACAGGGAGCCCAAAGUAGAAUCCUUUCUUAGGAAACAGUUACAGUAACAAGGACCUUAAAAUUGAUAGAUUUCUUUAUCACACAUAAAGCUCACAGAUUCUUCAUUUGAGUUCCCAACAGACUAAAGGAAGAGGAGAGCUGUUCUGGGCUGCUACAAUUAAAUACACACAGGUGAGAAAUACUUAACUCCUGGGGAGCACAGACAUGAGACACAUCCUUUCUGUCCCAUCCCUCACCAGGAAUGAUGAGCUGCCUGGAGUCUGGCUCCCCCUUGGAAGCAUCUACCUCACAGAACAGCAGGACAGGGCUCAUCACUCCAUUUCACACAAGUCCAAAAAAAACCCCGGAAGUGCCAUUUCAGCCUUCCGUGUUUAAGCAAGCAAGUUUUACAGGACUCAGCUGAACCUGCUGCAGUACUGCUUUCACAGCACAACAGUCUGCUCCACCAGUCUCUUCUGACAGUGUUAGCUGUUAGGAAAAAAGGACAGACAUAUUUUGAUUUUAAAUUAAAACUUUGUUUUGCCCAAGUUGAGAGCCCUCAACACAGAUCACACAUUCAGGUUAUGUAGGGAAGUUGGAAAGCAUGGAAAACACCGAAUUUGAAAGACAUCCUGAGGUAAAAAACCCAAUUGCCUGUAAGAAUAACAGGAAGAAGACAUGGAAUAGAGGUAAGAAAAUGCGACAGCGCUGUAACUUGAAUGAAAAAUGGAGUUAAUUACCAUUUACUUAAAAAAUUAAUUUCAAAUUCUACUCACUCACUACUUGUAUAAAAAGAAAAAUACUUGGGAGCCUUCCCUCCACUUCCCCCUCCAAAGAGGUCAUUCUAAGCAGGGGAAGCCACUCAACCCUCAGUAUGUGUUUCCUGAUUCCCUCAGUGAGCGCUUCCCCUUCUCUCACGGAACCCUCUGUGCUCCCAGGCAGUGCCCCGUGCCCUCACACCGGCUGGGUGAGGCUGUGACGACUGCCCUGGGUGCCCCAACAGGCCAGUACUGACACAGGGUGACCUGCUUCCACUUCUCACACUUUCUGCCCACACAGACUGGCCACACACCCCAGGCCAUUUUGGAACUCCUCAUGUUUGCAAGGUUAAGUGUGACCUUAGGGAAAUUUCAGAAUACAAACAAGUGCCAUUUCUAAGCUGACUAUUCCCAGUCACAGCAGAAAACUGACUCCAGACUGUCAGCAGAUUUGUACAGUACAAUUCUGGUCCGGAUUCUGACAACUAUGCUAUAAAUAUGCUCCAGUCUA